CGUGGCAGUGACGUCACUGCCGGAUAUGACGCGGAUCGGAACUUUAACUCCUGCGUUAUUUAGUUUUCACCAGAAACAUCGGGAGCUCUCGAAAUAUGAUCUAACAUCGACUCAAACGUGGGUGUGUGUGCAUGUGUCCGUGAAGAACACAGCACCUUGGAUGUGAGUUCGUCCACCGAGCCGGAGGUCUUCGUAUCCACCCAUCCCUCACAGCGGAGGAGGACACCGACGCUCCCGGGCGGCUUGUGGUCUUCAGCGGGCAGGUGACGCUCUCCCGGCGGCAGGAUGACGUGCCGUGACCGGACCGUUGAGUUCCAGUCAGCCUGUAAAUCUCUCCAGGGCAGACAGAAUGGAAUACAGCCCAGUAAACCAGCACUCAGCGCUCUCAGGCAGCGCAGUGACUUCACAGUUAUGGCCAAGAGAAUUGGGAAAGACCUCAGCAAUACAUUUGCCAAACUGGAAAAGCUCACUAUCUUGGCAAAGAGAAAAUCUCUAUUUGACGACAAGGCGGUGGAGGUUGAGGAGCUAACGUACAUCAUAAAACAAGACAUCAACAGUCUAAAUAAACAGAUAGCACAACUGCAGGACUUGGUGAGGUCCCGCGGAGCUCCGGGUGGUCGGCAUAUCCAAACCCACUCUAACACUAUAGUGGUGUCAUUACAGUCCAAACUGGCUUCAAUGUCCAAUGACUUCAAAUCGGUCCUAGAAGUAAGAACAGAGAACCUGAAGCAGCAGCGCAGCAGGAGAGAGCAGUUCUCGCAGCCUCCGGUCUCGUCUUCUCCUCUGAUGGCCAACAACUUCAGGAGCCGCAAAAAAGGGGCCCAGGAGCCGCAUGCAGCUCGUGAGCCACGCAAUGACUACCAGGGCUAUACAACCUCAAAUUUAAAAGAGAGCUCAGUCCUGAUGCAGGAUGAGUCCCGGAGUCUGGGGGAUGUGGCCAUCGAUAUGGGCUCUCAGUCCAAUCCCAUGCAGCUCCAACUUAUUGAUGAGCAGGACUCGUACAUCCAGAGCCGUGCAGACACCAUGCAGAACAUUGAGAGCACCAUUGUGGAACUGGGCUCUAUAUUCCAGCAGCUGGCGCACAUGGUCAAAGAGCAAGAGGAGACGAUUCAGAGGAUCGAUGCAAACGUGGAGGACACUCAGCUGAACGUGGAGGGCGCCCACACAGAGAUCCUCAAAUACUUCCAGUCGGUCUCUUCCAACCGUUGGCUGAUGAUCAAGAUCUUUCUCGUCCUCAUCGUGUUCUUCAUCAUCUUUGUCGUCUUCUUUGCCUAAAGAAAGGAGGACCGGCUAAAGGAAGGGGGAAGCGGACGUUAAAUCUAAAGCUGGACUAAGACAACACAUCCAGACUUAAAAUUUGAAGGACAGGCUCCUCUGUCAAAGUGACGGCUUGAUGGAGGCUUGGGAUCCACUCAGAUUAAUACAGACUUGUCGGUUAUUCCCAAGCCCCAGACUCUAUCUUAAUUCAAAGAUUCAGUGAAGAAAGAAGAUGAUGAACUCUGUCCAAACAAAAAAGAAUUAAUUAUCUAAAAUCCUUGCUUUGUAUAGAGAGAGCAGAAAACUGCCCUUGUACUUUGACCAACUACUCAUAAACAUUUAAUCCAAAUGGCUAUAAUUUAAUGGUUUGAUUCUGCAAACUCUUUUUAAUUUCUUUUUUUUCUUGUCCUCCCAUGCCACAUUUCACCUGUUAUUAUCAUUAUUCCAAAGCCAAACAACAGAACUGGAGUUUAUCCUCAAAUAAUUUUUGCUUCUUGGUUUACCUGCUUUUUAUUGAAGAGAAUGACUGUGUCUCAUUUAUCAGCGAUUUUUCACUUAACACUGUUCAGUUAUGAUGAGGAAUAUUUUUAAUCCUUUUCCCUUUUGUUUUUCUUUCAAUGUCUUUUUGCCAAACAAGUACUCCAAAUGAACUGUGACACAAUACGAAGACAUUCUCUGUGGGCUGGCAUUUCGUCUCCUGAAGGCACAAGAAGGCAGUUAGAGCCAGUUAAUAAAGGGGACUUUGUUAGUUUCAUCCAGGAACGAGCUGUAUGACAUGUUAAGCUAUGUAAGAAAACUGUUUUAAAUUAAACUGGUUGCAGCCGUGAA
Molecule: messenger RNA, 2085 nt
Organism: Hippoglossus stenolepis (Pacific halibut)
Lineage: Eukaryota; Metazoa; Chordata; Actinopteri; Pleuronectiformes; Pleuronectidae
Gene: stx5a
Product: syntaxin 5A
Exons: 12
Coding region: 286-1275 (329 amino acids)
Biological process (GO): endoplasmic reticulum to Golgi vesicle-mediated transport; vesicle fusion; intracellular protein transport
Cellular component (GO): SNARE complex; endomembrane system; Golgi membrane
Molecular function (GO): SNAP receptor activity; SNARE binding
Source: RefSeq, a predicted model, not a curated record